This is a messenger RNA of Myzus persicae (green peach aphid), 2943 nucleotides long. Its product is annotated as paramyosin-like. The transcript has 15 exons. Gene Ontology annotation, biological process: axoneme assembly. The record is from RefSeq and is a predicted model, not a curated record. Gene Ontology annotation, cellular component: cytoplasm. Lineage: Eukaryota; Metazoa; Arthropoda; Insecta; Hemiptera; Aphididae. The coding region runs from base 1 to 2943 and encodes 980 amino acids.
AUGCUUGAUGAAUCACUCUUUAAAGGUGGAAUUUCAGGACACGUAGUAGUUAUGAUUGAAUUAGAAAAUGAUAUACUAACGGGUGAAGAAAAACCAUUGGAGAUGCUCAGUGAAAUUAAAAAUGAUAAUACAAGUGUCAUGUAUGUUGGAGAUCCCAAUAAAUUUGCAUCUCAUGAAUAUAAGCAGGAAACUAAUAGCAGUUCUAAUCUGAUUGGGACAGCAACAGAAACAUAUAAAAAUAGCUCUGAAUGUGAUAUUACUCUUAACAAGUUUGAAAGUGUAAUUAGUGGAACCUCGACCUCUCAAUCGAUGAAUAAUGCAUUAAAAAACCAACAAAUUGUACUUGCAUCGGACAAUCCUCUCAUGGCGAAAAUUCAAAAUUUAUUGAAGUUACAGUUGUUGAAACAAGCGGAAAAUAUUAAAAAAGAAAUACUAACUCUUAGUAUGGUCGUUAAAACAAAAGAGAAAGAAAAUUCUUCGACCAUCAAUCUGAUAAAUAUUGCAAACAGUCGAGUUAAAGCACAGCAAACCCUAUUGAAUGAUUUCCACCGAAUGAAAGAGGAAUUGGGAACAGCAAACGAAAAGUUGGAAAAAAAUAUCGAACAACAAAAACAACGUCACAAAGAUAUUUUGGCAAAAACCGCAGAUAAAGAGAAAAAACUUUCGGUUUUAAAAAGACAGUUAGAAUAUAGUCGUAGAUUUCUGAACGAGCUUUCCAAGCAUGAAAAAGAACAGGAAAUUAUAUUUAAUAUGUGUAAUCAAAACAAAUAUCAAGCAAAACAGUAUAAGAAAAAAUUAUUAAGCAACCAGCAAAAACAGGAUUUGUUAUUAUUGUCUCUAACUCAAGAAAAUCUUCGAUUGGAAGAUCGUAUUAAAGAAGCAGGCGAACAAGCAGAGGCAAAGAUUAAUGAAACCGAACUGCUGAGACAAAAAGUUAUGGACAGUUCAAUAAGCCUUGAUGCUAUUAAUAAAGAUAAUGCCAAGUACACAUUGUUGUGGAAUGAAGUUAUAAUAUCUAUUGAACAAUGUGAAAAACGUUCUCAGACAAAAAUUAGAGACUUACAAGAAGAGAAAAAUAAAUAUCAUAUAUUAUUAACAGAAUACUACAGCUACAAACGCAGUUCACAAGCCGAAUGUAAUAAAAACGAUGAACUACUCCAUUUUUUAAAUAAAAUUACCCAAAAUCAAAUAAAUUUACAAAAUGGAUUUAAAACAUGUUUAGAAAAUUUUAAUUAUUUGAGGGAUAAGUAUUUUAAUAUAUUAAAAAUGACAGAAAUCCAAAAUGAAAACUUAGAUGAAGUGAUAUUUGAACAAAAAUCUAUUCAAAGUGAACUAAAUAAAUUAUUACGUUUACAAAACAACAUAUCAAAUCAAAAAUUAGCAUAUGAAGAUCAAAUUUUAGAGGAAUUUAACAAUAAAUCAAUUACCGACAAUUAUUGUCAAAAAAUGAAAAGCAAUAUUUUAGAACUUAAAAAAAAUAAUGAUGAGAAUGAGUCAGUGUUAGUUAAAAUUGAGAACGAUAUGUGUGUAGAACAAAUAAAACUAAAACAACAUCAAACUACAACGUAUAAUUUAGAGAAACAAAUAAAAGAACUCACUACAGAUCUUAACCACCAAGAUGUGUACAUUUCUUCAUUGGAAUCUGAACUGAAGAAACUAUACUCAGAUAUUCAAAUGAAAUCAAUGAUGAUUGAAUCGGAACUUAAAGAAUUAGAAUCUUUGAAAAAAAAACAUGAAUUUGGUGACGUUAUGACUCCACAAAUGCAAAUUGAUCACGUCAGAAGUAAAAUUAAUGAUGUAGAAAAUGAAACCAAUGUCAUAAAACAUUAUUGCAUUAAAAACCAAAAUACAAAUGUACAAUUAUUGGAUGAAAAAAAUAAACAAAUUAUUGAACUUAAUAUGAUGCGUGAUUAUGAUACGCAAAAUUAUAAAAAAAAUAGAAAACUCGAUCUCGAAAUUGUUUCUUUAUCCAAAGAAGUCGAACAGUAUAAACGAACACUUACAAACAUGAGAAAUGAAGUUGUGAAGUAUAAUGAAGAUUUUUGCAAAAAUAAAGGGAAAAGUAGUAAACUAUUGAAUGAAAAUGAAUGGAUACAAAGUUCUGCUUUGGUUGAAUUAAAGGAAAAUGAAAAACAGUGUUUGGAAUAUAUAGACCAUUUGAAAUUGUUGAAAAAUGAAUUAAACGAAAUGAAGAAAACAUACAUUGAGAAACAACGUGAAAGUAAAUCGUGGGAAGCCAAUGUCCAGUCACUUAUCGAAAUGAAAGCAGAACUUAAGAAUAAACAAGGUGUUUUUGGCGACAUUGAUGCCAUGCAAAAGGAAAUACAUAAAAUGGUGAUAACGGAAAGUAGAUUGAAAAAAAUAUUGGAAAAAAUAAUGUUGGAUUUAGAAAAAUGUAUAUUGAGACGGGAAACGAUUUACAAUUCAUUUGCAUCAAAGAAGAAGUAUUCAAGCGAUAAAAAUGUUACCAAACAAAAACUGUUGAAGAUUCUCGAUGACUUGCGAAUAAUGAUAAGAAAAAUGAAAACUAAAUGUAAAAAAAUUGACAAAGAUAUAAGUGUUGCACAAAAUCAGAAAAUGGAAUUGGAGUGUAAACUUACACAUUUACGAGAUAAAUUUAUAAACGUUGAACAAAAUACUAAUGAUUUAACAAAAACUAUUGAAGAUAUGAAUGCUUUAAAACUUAAAGAAUUUUAUAAAUUAAACUACAAGCAAAAUCAUAUUAAAUUCUUGGAUGAUGUAAGAAAAGAAAAAUACCGUUUGCUGAUAAAAAGUGAACUAAAAAUGAACGAAGCAAUUACAGCCCAGGGGUCAACAAAUUCCAACUUAAUAAGUGUUGUGGAAGAUUUAAAAAAUGAUUUUCCAUACUUGGAUGUAGAAUUGACACGUUUGUUAUUUACUCUUAAGUCUAUUGAUAAUUAUAAAAGGCCAUUAAAAAAGUGA